Molecule: messenger RNA, 1407 nt
Organism: Meloidogyne enterolobii
Lineage: Eukaryota; Metazoa; Nematoda; Chromadorea; Rhabditida; Meloidogynidae
Source: the annotation of a GenBank genome assembly
AUGCGACUCGAACAUAAAAGAAUUGAAUUGGCUGAGCGUGAAAAUAAAAAGAUGCAAGCAAAUGAAAAUAAACGUCAAAUGGAACUUGUUCGAAUGAAAAACGACUUGGAAAAUAUAAAGAGACAAAAAGUUGAAUUGAUGAAAAAGUUGAAAGAAGAAAAUAAAAGAAUUCGUGAAAUACAAGCUGCUAAUGCACAAAAAGUGGCCACAUAUGAAAAAACUCAAAGACAACAACAAAAUAAAAUACAAAAGCUGGAAAGGGAAUCUGCACUUAAAUCGGAAAAUCUGAGGCGAAAGGCAGAGGAAGUUCAGCGUCUAAAGGAUUCUAAAAAGGAGCAGGAUGACAAAAUUGAGAACGUUUGUUGUACGCCUACUAAUGUUGUCAAAACUCCAAAAUAUCAACAUACACCUAUACGUACUAAACGCCAGUGGAGUGCUAUUGAACGAGCGGGCUUUACUGUCAAAAAAAAUGCAAUUGUACGUGAAGAAAAGGCUAUGGAUCGAAUGUGUAUUGAGCGUCGAAAACUUCAAGAUGAGCUAUUACGUCUUCAAAGCAAUUAUUCUUCAAAAGCGGAUCCUUCUAUUCGUUCUUUAGAAUUAGAACAACAAUUAAGUAUCCAGCAAAAACUUGAUUAUGUGCAAGAAGAAAUUUUAAAAUCACAAAAGGCAAUUGUUGAACUGGAUGAUGAACAGAUAUGUCUUGAGCCGUCAUCACGUAGAGUUUCUACUCUAGCCUUUCCUGCUGCCAAUGAAGGUGUAAAGGAUCUAGAUUCUUUGAUGUUCCAAUUCUCCCGACAAUUUGCUAUCCCUCAAGAGAUGCUCUAUAUUCUUCGCAAUUUAAUUGAGUUAACAAUUCAGAAAGGAGCGGAUAACACAAGACUUGAAUCGGAAAAUAAAGAAUUAACGGCACUUCUUGGUAUUGAAUCAAAUGAAGAUAUGAUGGAGGUUGUUGAGGCGGCUAAAUUAAAUUUUCAAUUGGGUGUGGAUCAGGACCAUGACACAACUUUUAUGAACGGACCAGAAAACGACUAUAGACCGACUACUCUAUCAAAUAAUAACACGAAUCAAUUAUCUCUAUUUGGUGAUAUUUUACCGGGACCUAUCUGUAAAGGUCAAGAAAAACGUUCCUCAAUCUCAAAAUUUUACAUUUUAGUUGCAGCAUCUGAAGCAACCUGUUCUACGUCAAUCCCAUAGACACAAUUUUAUUAAUUUAUGUAUAGCAUUUUAAUUAGGACAAUAUCAGAGCUGGUUCGAAAUUUCGAUUUUCGGUGUUUCCCUCCUUUUGAAGAAUUUGGAAAAGAUUUUCGAAUUCUUAAUAUUUUGGAAUUACUUCACAAUGUUAAGUCGAACGUCCUCUAUCCAAUGGUACCAAAAAAUAUAACAAGCUCCCACUCACAAUAUACUACC